This is a messenger RNA of Glycine soja, 2889 nucleotides long. RefSeq names its product TORTIFOLIA1-like protein 3. Gene Ontology annotation, cellular component: microtubule. NCBI's taxonomy places the organism in Eukaryota, Viridiplantae, Streptophyta, Magnoliopsida, Fabales, Fabaceae. The record is from RefSeq and is a predicted model, not a curated record. Bases 230 to 2098 code for a protein of 622 amino acids. The transcript is spliced from 5 exons. Gene Ontology annotation, molecular function: microtubule binding.
CGGCAAUUCUGUUGUCGUUUUAGCUGUACAGACGCAAACCUCGAGAAAACGACACGUCGUUCUCCUUCCCCCCAUAAUGAUUGCGGUUUCCCAGUGUGGCAGUUAAAAAGCCAAGAGGGCGUUGUCUCAUUGAAUGUGCGUCCAUACCGCGAAACCAACCGCUCACCGUCGCUCCGGCAAUGUGGCCGGAAAUCCAAUAAUCUCCGCCGUUUGACUUCUACCUCCGACAAUGCCUCGCGCCACAACAACCCAAUCGCAGAACAUAAAGCAGAGGGUACUCACGUGCCUAACAAAGCUCUCAGAUCGCGACACACAAGUCGCAGGAGCCAACGAGCUCGAGUCCAUCGCGCGCACCCUGGACCCGCACUCUGUUCCAGUCUUCCUCUCGUGCAUCCACUCCACCGACGCCUCCGACAAAACCCCCGUUCGCAAGCAAUGCGUGCACCUCGUGGCCACGCUCUCCCACGCCCACGGCGACGCGCUCUCCCCCUUCCUCUCCAAAAUCCUCGCCUGCCUUGUCCGCCGCCUCCGCGACCCGGACUCCUCGAUCCGGGCCGCGUGCGCCGACUCCGUCGGCGCACUCUCGGCGCGCGUCACGAGGCAACCGUUCGCCGCGGCGUUCCUGAAGCCGCUGGCGGAGGCGCUGUUCACUGAGCAGGACCCGAGCUCGCAGGCUGGAGCCGCUCUCUGUCUGGCCUCCGCGAUUGAAGCGGCUCCGGAUCCGGACCCGGCCAGGCUGGCCAGGUUGCUCCCGAGGCUCGAGAGGCUGAUCAAGAGCAAGGUGUUUAGGGCCAAGCCAGCGCUGCUGGCGCUCGUUGGAAGCGUUGUCGAGGCGCGCGGCGCGACGAGCGGCGCCGCGUUGAGGAGUUUGGUUCCUUGUCUUCUGGAGGCGCUGGGGAGUGAGGACUGGGCCACUAGGAAGGGCGCGGCGGAGGCGUUGAAGAAGCUCGCGAGCGUGGAGAGGGACCUCUUGGCGGAGUUCAAGGGUGGAUGCUUGAAAGUGUUUGAAGAUCGCCGAUUUGAUAAGGUAAAGUUGGUUCGGGAGGUUAUGAAUCAGAUGUUGGAGGCAUGGAAGCAUAUUCCUGAUGUUUCAGAUGAGUUCUCUCCACCUCCUCAAUUGCAGUUGUCUUCAAAAGAGAAUGCAAGUGAUGGGCGCUAUCCUCCUGUCUCUCAAAAUUCAUGCAGUCCAGGUUCUGUAAUGAGUAAAUUGAGGAAGAAAUCGAGCCCAGCUAGCAAAUCAACUCCACCAGAUAGAUCUGCUGUUAGGAAUGCAAAAAAGAGUGCAUUAAGUGGCGAUAGGAUGGGUUCAGGUGUUUUGCAGAAACUGAACCAUAACCAUUGGGAUGUUCGAAUUGCUGUGUCAAAUGUUCCUGAUCGUGGUGAACGCCGGCAGAAGGAUGAAGAUGUUUUGGAAAGAAGCAAAAAGGAUAAAAGCAGAUUUUUUAAGCAGGAAACAAAACGGGCUCUAUUUGAUAAAAAUUCUGAUGACAAGAUGCAUAAAUCUGGUGGGUCCAAAGCUGGAUCUCGUGUGGUUCCUUGUUCUGAAGAGAGUCAAGACUCAGGUCCUGUCUGUAAUGUAACUAAGGAUCUCCAUAGGAAUGACAAAGAGAGUGAAGAAUUAUCUUUGAUUCGUGCUCAAUUAGUUCAAAUUGAAAAGCAGCAGUCAAGUCUGCUUGAUCUUGUACAGAAAUUCAUGGGGAACUCUGAAAAUGGAAUGCAUACUUUAGAGACUCGUGUGCAUGGCCUGGAGUUAGCAUUGGAUGAGAUCUCUUAUGAUUUGGCUGUAUCAAGUGGAAGGAUAUCUAAAUCUGAUGCUCCUAAGAAUACUUGUUGCCUGCUACCUGGUGCUGAAUUUUUAAGCACCAAAUUCUGGAAGAAAACACAGGGCCGGUAUUCAUCGUACCGAUUCUCUAGAACUGGUAGCACUCCAUUACUAGCUUCCAGUCAUUACAGAGCUAACAGGAAUGCCAAAUCUAAUAGGUUGGCAAGCCAUAGAUUUAGGGUCCAUGGUGAUGGAAGCUUCAUGACUAAUCCUCUGGCAGAGAUUAAAAUUAAUUCAAGGGAGAUUUCAGGCUCUGCAAGAUCAGAGCUAGCUUGAAAAGCAGCAGAUGAAAGUUUCAUCUUCUGGUUAUCAACUUGCUUGGUGGAAAAAUCCCUCUUCCGGAGAAGUUUGAAAAUGAUGUAAUCAGAAUAUAUACUUUUUAUGCCAUGAAAUAUCGUAUAUUUGGAAAAUACCCAGUAGUACUCUACUCUCUUGGAAGAAGGAGAAGCCGGCUAUCAUACAUUCGUGGUCAUGUUCAGAAUUUUAUCCGUUAUGCUAAGGUGAUUGUAGGGAAGGAGCAUAUUGGAGUGAGUUUAGGGCUAAAUAUUACUAAUUUCAGUAGAGGGUGAAUCUGUACAUAGGAGAAACAAUGUAACAGGCUGCUUACUUUGUGUUUGGAAAUACGUUUGGAAGGACAAUAAAUCACAUCAAAUGGGUUAAAGAUGCAAAAUCUACAACUAGAAAACUUCAAUCCGGAUGUGUAAAAUUGCAUCAUGUAUGGCUGCAAACGCAUGAUCUGCUGAUGAUUAAGGGCAUGUUUGUUUCUCUAUUGCAUCAGGUCCAAUCUGCAUCACAUAGAAGCUAAUACUAGUAGCUUUUGCAUGUUAGAUGUGCUUUCACAGAUAAAGAUGCAAAAUCUACAACUAGAAAACUUCAAUCCGGAUGUGUAAAAUUGCAUCAUGUGUGGCUGCAAACCCAUGAUCUGCUGAUGAUUAAGGGCAUGUUUGUUUCUUCAUUGCAUCGGGUCCAAUCUGCAUCACAUAGAAGCUAAUACAAGUAGCUUUUGCAUGUUAGAUGUGGUUUCGCAGAUAAAGAUGCAAACUCUAUAACUAGAAAACUUAAAUCCA